UUCUUUCUUUCUCGUCUGAUCCCUCAAAAUGAUGAACGAAACCCUCGUAAUCGUCUUCGUUGCCGUCUUUGCUCUCCUUAUAUACUACGGUCCAUACGACAUUCCAUCUCAACUUCCACCCUCCCAUAUCGUCCAAACAUUUACUGAAUCCUGCGGACAUGUGUUCAACGUCCCAACAAAUGGAUUCGUUUAUUCCUCCAAUUGCAGCGAUCCCACAUACCAACUAGUCUGUGAGAAUAGCAGAAGUGUGUUGCAUUUAAACUAUGGGAGGCACUUAGUAGAAGCCAUUUAUGCCACUAACUCUACAACUACUCUCCAAUCCGUUACCGCUGGACUUGACUUCAACAACUGCUCUGCAAUCACUCGUCAUUCCCUCUCAUACAACAACUUCAGCCAAGCUUUCACAGCCAAAACGACAGAACUAGACUCCAAAAAUUACCACUUCAGUUAUUAUGUGGGAGGAUUAGUGUUUGUCAGCUGCCAAAAUCCACUCUCUCUUGAUCUGAAUCCGGAUAUUGUGGCGCUUUGUGCUAAUGAAGCGCUAGAAACAGUUCAUUCUUAUGUGCUGAAGGGGUAUAAAUCAAGUGAUGUGCCAGAGUCAUGCAAAAUAGAUUUGAUGGUGAAGAUAGUGCCAUGGGGACCAAUGACAUGUAAGGAGAACUGUUCAUAUCCACAAGUGCAGAGCCAAGAGGUAAAGGGGAUUCACAUCAAAUGGCACCCAAAACGUUGUGGGGUGUGGGAAGCAUCAGGGCAACCUAGCUGCUGGUUUGAAAAUGCCACUAAUAUGGUUCUUUGCCAUCACCAGGUUGAGGACAUAGCAUCUUUUUACUGGGGCUGGUUUGCCGCCUUCGUUUGGAGCGGGAUAAUUAUAGUAACUCUCUGGUCUGGAGCUAAAUUUGUACUGGGUGCCCCCUGUGCUUUAAUAUUCUUGAUUCUUCGAUGGAAAAGAAGGCAUCAUUUUUAUGACAACGUUGAGGACUUCCUCCGAAAUAAUAGCAACUUGAUGCCCAUCAAGUACUCCUACUCAGAGAUCAAGAAAAUGACCAAUGGCUUCAAACACAAGUUGGGUGAAGGAGGCUAUGGUUAUGUGUACAAAGGUAAGCUUCGAAGCAAUCGCGAUGUAGCCGUCAAGUUACUGGCAAAGUCCAAAGCCAAUAAUGCGCAAGAUUUCAUUAGCGAAGUUGCCACUAUUGGCAGGAUUCAUCAUGUCAAUGUGGUGCAGCUGAUUGGAUUCUGUGCUGAAAGAAAUAAGCGAGCUCUUGUUUAUGAAUUUCUGCCUAAUGGAUCACUUGACAAGUACAUAUUCUUGGAGAGACAAAGCAACACGCCCAUCAAUUACGAGAAAAUAUUUAACAUUUCUCUGGGGAUUGCUCGAGGAAUUGAAUAUUUACAUCGAGGAUGUGAUAUGCAAAUUCUACACUUUGAUAUCAAACCUCACAAUAUCCUUCUUGAUGAAAAUUUUAAUCCAAAGAUUUCGGAUUUCGGAUUGGCUAAGUUGUACCCAUUAGAUAAUAGUAUUGUGUCUCUGACAAAUGCAAGAGGAACAUUUGGAUACAUGGCUCCUGAAUUCUUGUACAAGAACAUUGGAGGAAUAUCGCACAAAGCUGAUGUUUAUAGUUUUGGGAUGCUACUAAUGGAAAUGGCUGGCAGAAGGAAGAACUCGAAUGUCAUUGAGCAUUCCUGGCAGACCUAUUUUGCUAAAUGGGUUUAUGAUCAAUUUGAGGAAUCAAUAGAGAGGAGCAAUAUCUCAGAUGAGGAAAGAGGAAUUGCAAAGAAGAUGAUUAUAAUAGCUUCACAUUGCAUACAGAUGUAUCCUAAUGAUCGACCUUCCAUGAAGAAUGUGUUAGAGAUGCUUGAGGGAGAAAUGGAGCUUCAAGAGGCUCUUCCUCCCUAAAUUU
Messenger RNA from Neltuma alba, 1898 nucleotides. RefSeq names its product PR5-like receptor kinase. Lineage: Eukaryota; Viridiplantae; Streptophyta; Magnoliopsida; Fabales; Fabaceae. The record is from RefSeq and is a predicted model, not a curated record. The coding region runs from base 29 to 1894 and encodes 621 amino acids. Gene Ontology annotation, biological process: protein phosphorylation. The transcript is spliced from 3 exons. Gene Ontology annotation, molecular function: protein kinase activity; ATP binding.